AAUAAGUUUCGUAGCAUAGGUGACAACGGUUACCCAAUUGCUUCCCUCCGCUACGCAACACAUCGGUUACCGCCUUAUCGGAACCACUCAUUGUCGGCGGUGUGGCAGUUUCAUUUCUCUUAUCUUCUUCUUCUUCACCUUCUCUUUAUUUUCAUCAUUCCAUUUUCAAUCCCAAUCACGCUUUCCAAUUCGAGUGAAGUUUGUCGUGCUCGGUUUAUUCAAUAAAGAUGAACACCAUCCAAGUUGUUGCAAGCAAUCCUAGGAUUUAUGAGAGAAGAAAAUAUCAGCCACGGCAUUUUCUUUCUACACCACUUGGAUUGUCAAUGAAUGCCAACCCUCUCUCUAGGACCUUUCUGAUCCCAAUUGCAAAACCUUCAUCUGGCUUACAAUGUGUGUCUGUUUUAAAAUCUCGAAAACCUCUCCAUGUUUGUUUAGCUGGUGGAAAAGGAAUGAUGGACAAUAGUGAGGAUUCCCAACGGAAAUCUCUUGAAGAAGCGAUGAAAAAUUUACAAGAAAAAAUUCAAAAAGGAGAAUACAAUGGGGGAAGUGGGUCCAACCCACCAGGUGGGCAAGGCGGUGGCGGGGGCUCUGGUGGAUCACAGGACGGAGGUUUUUCUGGAAUGUCAGAUGAGACCCUUCAAAUAAUUUUCGCAACAAUUGGCUUCAUAUUUGUGUAUAUUUACGUCAUCAAUGGCGUCGAACUUACAAAACUAGCUAGGGAUUUCAUCACUUAUCUGCUUGGUGGAACUCAGAGUGUUCGAUUGAAGCGAGCCUCAUACAAAUGGGUGCGAUUAUACAAGAAGAUUACUGGACAAAACGAAGUUGACGAGAACGGGUUGGAAAAUGCUCCAAUACGAUGGAAUGUUGCCGAUUUCUACCGAGACGUCCUUAGGAAUUUCAUCAAACCAAAUUCAAAUUCAAAUGAAUAAAAAUUAGGAGCAGCUCUUGAUGUCACACAUUGUUGAACCUGAUGAAUACCAGUGCAUUUGUGGAUUUGCUUAUAUUUUUUGGAAAAAGUUACUUUCUUUUGAUCAAAUUUUAUUUUGAUAUGAUUACAAAAAUUUCUUUUGACAUGAUUGCAAUUUCUUUUAAUACAGUUAUAUCUAGUACACAUUUAGCCUGAAAGUUAGAAGCCUUUCAUGUAAUUAGUGGUAAUUACACUGAUUAUUCUUGAGGUCAGUGUUAAUUACACUAAAAUAUUUGUUAUUUGAGAAAUUAGCUUGACGUUAUUCCAAGUAUCAUAAUGUAUUCUUCAAGAAAUUA
This is a messenger RNA of Cicer arietinum (chickpea), 1263 nucleotides long. RefSeq lists its product as uncharacterized. The record is from RefSeq and is a predicted model, not a curated record. Gene Ontology annotation, cellular component: chloroplast. NCBI's taxonomy places the organism in Eukaryota, Viridiplantae, Streptophyta, Magnoliopsida, Fabales, Fabaceae.